Molecule: messenger RNA, 5095 nt
Organism: Bombus pascuorum
Lineage: Eukaryota; Metazoa; Arthropoda; Insecta; Hymenoptera; Apidae
Exons: 6
Coding region: 577-1377 (266 amino acids)
Source: RefSeq, a predicted model, not a curated record
CAGUUGGCAAUGCGAUCGCGGUUCAUCGUGAACGCUUCUCCAAUUUCUUCUCCGCCAACGUUCCAACCAAACAACCGAUAACAUACUUGUUUCUUCCUCGUCUGAGCCACAUUAACACGACAAGUCGAGUCAAUCGUUACAUAAACCCAUUCGUCGUUAAGAGAAGAUCUUAAUUUAUUUGGAAAACCGCUGGAACAUCAAAAGUCAAAUUGCUGGACUCGGCGUGGGAAGGAUAGUGCACAGACGUUGCUCGUUGUACGACGAUGAACCUUUUGUCCUGUACGAGAAGCGAGCAAGGAGUGGCUAGGACUUUUAUCGAAUAGAAAUUUGCUUUGUUUUUGAUUCUCGAUGAUAGAUCGUUUGGUUCUUUUGUUCUUUCACGGAGAUACGGCACGUUUGCGUUGUCAGACGAACGCGGUCGUUGACAGCAGGAAGGUGGAUGGGUUUCGAUAGGCUAGAUAAAGUGGAAAUGAAGUGAGGAGCGGAGGAAAUGGCACACGUGCCGGAUAUCUUAAUAUUCGAGAAUUCGUUUUCUGCUCUGGCUCGUUGUACCCUCGGGUAAAAAUCGUGCGAAUUAUGAUACACGUGUCGUCGGAGAACACUCAACGAUACGAUCGUGUGAAGCGCAAGGGCGCAGUGUUUUUGUCCAACAUUUUUAAAUCGAAAAAGCUGACGUUAGGUAUGAAGAUCAACGAGGACGAAGAGAUGGAACGUGCCCCGAAAGUCGAGACACCCGCGAUCAUAACGAACGCCUGCAGGCGCAGCGGCAGCGAAAACGACAACCAGGUAUCGAGGAUUCCGUCGACCUUGAGCGUGGCAGCCGUCGAUGUGGUCGUUGCCUGUCAGCCGUCACCGUCGCAUUCCAUUCUAACCUUGACACCUGGUAGAACACGAAACAUCGAUCAGGAUAUGGAGGCGCUUAGGCUAAGUCGACAGGAUAAUCCUUUCCUACAGGUAUUGGCGAGUCGCGAGAGCCUGGUCGAGUCUUUGGAAGAGUCUGAGUCCGACGAUGCCAUUCUGAUGUCUCAGGAACUGGGCGACACCGAUCCAUUAACCUUAGCCCAAGUGCACGAGCACCUGGUACGAAGUCCACCGCCCGCAUCGUGGCCUCACACCACGACUUUCCAUUUUCCUCAUCAAAAUCAGAGUUCGUCGGGGAAGAACGACGUGCUGGCUCAUUACAAAAGCCCGUCGAAGGCGACCUCGUGCCGUGGCAACGAUCACGAGCUGUCCAGAAGCGAGCCAUCCACGGAUAUCAGAGAUCGCCACUCACACACAUUUUCGUUGUUGCACCCAACGCCGAUUCGUUCAUUGUCGGACGUUCGACGGCUUCACAGAUCAGCGGACGACAGUGUGCAAUUGAUGUCGAGCGAAUAAAACGCUAAUGCAUUCCGGUCCGCGACCGGAUCGAGAUGACUUCUCGCAUUCAGAACACGAACCGUGCUUUGUCGGUGCUAAAACGCCUGCUGAAAGUUCCCGGAUUGUUUCGAAGGAGUGUGUCCACAAGGAAAGGGCACUCGGAAGCUCCUUGACGAGUUCACGCAUGAUCGAGGUUCGCCGAAACGAUUCUCGAGUCGCGAGUCUCGAGAUGUCAACGAUUCUUCGAUUCUGUUGAAAGAAUCGUAUCGAAGUUGACUCACAGGUUCGUUUGAUAACGGAAGCGAAAGUUUCAAGUUUAAUGUCAGUUUGGUGCGGAAAGAAUUUCGAACGUUCUGUACUUCGUGAUCUGUGUUUACGGAGAAUGUACCAAUUGAUGAAGAUUUGUAGAUUGUCUCGUUGUGUCACAGGUUAGGUAUGCUCUGUUUCGGAUGAAAUGAAAAGUGUCUCUAUUACGCAAUCAAAACAUCACGGUGAGAAUCGAAAUCACAGAGAGAAAGAGAGAGAGAGAGAGAGAGAGAGAGAGAGAGAGAGAGAGAGAGAGAAUAUUAUUGAAAUUCUUUUAUUCGUUUUGAUAUGUUGAAUGAGAUCAGAGCUCAAAGUAAAAUGUAUGUGACAAACGCACGCGCGCAUUUGAUAAGUUAUCAAUGCAGCAUAAUUUAAAACCCUUGCACGCAAUGUGCUCGUAUUUAACGACAAAAGAUUUAGCUACAUGAUCUAAUGUCAAAGAAAACGAUAUCUAUUUUCGUUCCACGUAAAAGUUUAAAAUCUAAAUCUAAUUUUAGACUCUGAAAGAUAUUUUCCAAGACAAAAAUUAAGUAAAAAUAUUUAUUCGAAUUAUCAAAUCCUCGAUGACCCUAACGUAACGCUUUUUUCUGCAAGUUUGCUCGCAUAUUCCAAGAAAUUAGACGAAUAAGACUCAUUGCUGUGAAGUGAAAUUUAAUUACACUCGCUCACUGAUGUAGGCGGAAUUAAGCUAUUACUUGUUAAAGUAGUACAAAAUAGUGUUAUUACUAAAAAAAUCAGGGAAUUUAGAUGCUGCCAAAAUUUAGAGAUGUUUUUAUCCAAUAUGCAAAAUUAUAGAUGUUUUUAAGUAUCAAUUUGUAAGACGAUAUAUUUAUAAAUUACGAGAAAAAGCUUCUAAAUUUUUACACUGUCGUUUUCCCGAAAUAAUUUAUUUUUAGCAUUAUAAUGUAUUUGCAAGUCGAUGAGUGAGUGUAAUUCAGAAAAUUUUUCUGGAAACCGAUCUUUGUUUCAAUUAUAAAUUAGUCUGACAUAUUUACCGACCGAGCCUAGCGUAUUUGAACUAGCGCGCAAUUCAAUAAUCAAUCAUAACGUAACAACAUAAAUAGAGAGGCCUAUGUUUGAUCAAAAACAAUUAUCUUUAUUAUCAUUCGAAUUGAGAAAUUGCAACAAUGUUUCUGGUUUCUUCCGUGCGCGUGUUUCAAGCCAAUUCGUACUUACAUAUUAAUACGUAUGUUUGUUUGUAAUUAGUUUCAAUCACGCAGCCAUGAGAAACAGGAAUAAAGGUUGCAAUAAUUGCAAUACAGGUCGCAAUUAGUUAAGUUAAAUGGUAGUAUAAAAUAUUAUCCUUGUAUCUUGGAAUAUUCUAUCAACAAUAUUAUUUAUUUUUCACUCAAAAAUUUUGCAAAAAGAUAGCAGUGAGAUAUCAGCAUUUACCAUGGAUAAACGUAUAAUAUUUACAAUAUCAUAUAUAAUUUAAGAAGACAUUGACUGUUCCAAUUUUUUGUAAUCAAAUUUGCAAAUAGCCGUAUUUCUAUCUAAAAUAUUAUUUCGUAAAAUCAUUAAAGAAUAAUAUAUUGUUGUUAUGUAUCAUGAAUAACUUCUUUUACGAUUGCUUUAAUUGCAUCGAGACGAGUUAUCGAGCUUACAUUGUUGCUGUUAUUGUUAAUUAGUCUAUAUUUAUUCUGCACAAAUUAUUUUUUAUCAAUAGAACAUAUACAUAUUUUCGACGUUAUCAUAAGAUAAAGAAGGUAGCAUGUAAACCAUGCUUCUUUUAGCAUAUAUUUAUUAACAUAUAACGUGAAAAAAAUGCAGAACGUUUCCAGAUAAAAAGUUAUUUGUAGCGCUGACGAUGCGCCAAAAGUAUAGGCCUGAUCAUGAAUAAUAAACUAACACGUAAUCAUAGCUUAAGAAUCUUUUUUUACGUAAAUAAGAAUGGAAGAAGUGUUGUCGAUAUUUCGAACGAUUAAUGUGCAUCGUCUGAAGAUGAUACACUUUUAAAGUCCAAAAUAUUUUUUUAACGUUGCGAUAUCAUUUCACAUAAGCACAAAUACUGACGAGUAGUAGAUAUGUAUGUACUUGUUAAGACUACUUUCGGCUUUCAACGCACAUAACCUGUACCUUUUUCACAUAUUGUUUUAAAGUUGAAACAACAGUCUAAGAAUUUCGACGAACAAUCCUAUUUUAUACAGUACACGAACAGUCUCAUAUUGAAGAUAAAAUAUGUUUCACUUGAAAACUGGUGUAAAUCAAUUGUUUUAAAAAAUUGCAACUACGAUUACAGACAGCGAGUAAACAAAUAAUCCUGCUACGUCUUUUGGGUCGUUUUCCAUUUGAUCAAUUGUAUAUAAAAAAAAAGGUAUGUCUUAAAUUUGAAGGAAGGAUGAAAAAAUCGUUGUUCUUUGUUUAUUGAAACAAGAACAAAAUUGGAAUAUAAUUCAAAGACUAUAGUAAAGUUAAAAGAUUAAGAUCAUAGUGAAUAAAAUUUUAGCAGGGUUUAUACAAAACUUUCAGAACAGUAGCAUAUAAGAAAAAGGAAAGGAUUUAGAAAAUUAUUGCGAUUAUUAUUGUAACUAUAGUGUCCAAUUGACUUGGCCAUUGAGAAUUGAGAUUAUUUCUAUUAAUAUAUGCGAUAUUAGAUACACUAUACACGUGUAUUAGUGGCUCCAGACAAUUUCGUCUUCGUCCGGAUGUCAAACAGGUAAAAAUAUGAAAAACGAAAAAAAAAAAAAAAAAGAAACAGUAGAGAGACUUAUAUGAUAUAAUCUAGUCGAAUAUAACAUAUAUACCGAGGACUGUGUUGUCACUUUUAAGCGAAUAUUAAAUGAAUACUUGUUCGGGUAAUUAUUCGAGCGUUGAAUAAUCAAUGACGGCGAGGUUAGGGCGCGAAUAUUAUUACUAAGUGAACUGAGGUUACUUUUAUCGGAAAGCGAUGUUGAAUCUUACAAUAGACCCUCGAUUUGACGGAUUUUUUAUUCAAAUAAACUUGGAACUUAACUUGCAACUUUAUGAUCUUUUUUAUAUUUUCUACAUUGACUUAAAAUUUCUUCGAUUCUUAAAUAUUUAAUAACCGUUGCUCUAAUUAAUCCUUAAAAUCAAGGGUUUACUGUAUUUAUAUAAUUAAGCUUCACACACGGUUGUUUUGUUUUAUUUUUUAAUUUAAGAAGCACUGUUCGCAAAAAUGUUACAAAUUGUACUCUCGCAUCUCACGAUUAGUUCAAAACUAAGACAUGGAUUUAAUAAGACGAAUUGAAAAUAAAUUUCAAAUUACGCAAAAGAUACUAAAUAUACGUUACUUGUUGAUAAAAAAAGGUAAUAACUUUAUUUUAAGAUGAUUGUAAAAUAUUUAUUUAAAUUUUUCGCCACUGUUGUCAUCUGUUAAUCGAUUUAUCAAAUUUUAUGCUGUGCAAGUAUUUACUAGAAUGAAUCUUUGUUCGUUUGGAUUUUUAUCGAAAUAAAAGUUUGAUUCUUUAUA